CACAGCCCACCGUUCAGUAACACGGAACGCGAGUACGAGUUUGCACGCGCUGUCUCCCAGCGAGCGUCCGUCGGAAGCAAGUGCCUAGAUGUGAGCUGGAACGUCGUCAAGAGGUGUCGAAUAUGGCUCGCGCGGCGGACGGCGGCGGUACCAGUGAUCGGGAAUAGUGACGGCAGUGACACUAGUGUCAAUGUAAACAGGAGGAUUGUUUGCCUGCUAAAUAGGCGAGCAAACACGGGUUUCUUAAUCCGACUUUUGUACCAGCGCGUAGAAUGUAGCAAUCGAAACUGAUAGAUGAAGUGGUGAUAAAGCUACAAAGACAGGUGAUUCGUUACGUGAUCGAUUAAAAAAUGGCCUCCGACGAAGAUUGCAGUAGUACCUUUACGUACCCGAUAAUGGACGACGCGACCUCGUCUCCCACAACCGCCAACCACUACACCAACUGCCUCUCCCCAUCCAGCUCCCCUUCGCCCCUGCUCCCGCCGCAGUACCAGCUCACCCCCCGGUACGACUACCAGGACCAGGAUAUGAUCCCUGCGUCCCAGGUGCUGCCCCAGGUCCUGCCCAAGACCCAGGAGAUGUGGGGCGACAUGAACCAAGGCAUCUACGCCGACUACCGGUACGACACCACCCGAUUCAGUGGUGCCGACUACAUCCGGCCGAGUUACGCGGAAACUAUGCCCGUGUUCUCACAAGCAAGGACUAAUUUCGUGCCGAAAAUUGGUGCUCAGGGACAAAAAGUGCCCAAGGAGGCGAGGAUAAGGAGACCCAUGAACGCCUUCAUGGUCUGGGCGAAGGUGGAGAGGAAGAAGUUGGCAGACGAGAAUCCGGACUUGCACAACGCUGAUCUCAGCAAGAUGUUGGGCAAGAAGUGGCGCUCCCUCACCCCCCAGGACCGGCGACCCUUCGUCGAGGAGGCCGAGCGCCUCCGCGUGAUCCACAUGACCGAGCACCCCAACUACAAGUACCGGCCGCGGCGGCGGAAGCACAACAAGCAGCGCGCCACUUCCGGCGCGGGCCCCCGCGUCGGCACGUCCUUGCCCAGCCCCAGCCUGCCCAACAUGUCCCCCAGGUACACGGGGUACAUACCCAACGCGAGCUUGUCGCCGGGGCUGCAGCAGAACAGCUACGGGAUGGACUUCCCGAGCCCGGGGGGCGGCGAGUUCCAGGAGAAGCGGUACAGCCCGGAUAGUUUCAAGUACCAGUACAACUACGUGGGGUACCAGAGUUAUCAGAAGAGUCCGUAUUCGAUGCAGACGCCGGAUGCGUCGCCUGCGCACAGUCCCGAGCCCAAGAAGUCCAACAGCCCGGAGUGCGCUAAGGAGAGUCCGAGGGAGGACGCGCUGCCUACUCCCGAGCUGAGUCCCAUGGAGGAGCAGUUCGAGGAGAAGAGGGUGUCGAGCAUCCAGCACACGAAUAGUCUGACGAAUCCGGCGCAGCAGAGCUACAACACGAGGGUCCAGAACUACCGGCCGAACAGUACCUACACGAAUACGCAGCCGAUUACGUCGGUACCGAUGGCCAACGGGCUGUACGUGAUGUGCGCUAACAAGAGCUCGGUGGAGCAAGGGCACGUGGUCACUGGGACGUUCUAUCCGCCGGUGGCCACAUCGCAAGACCAGCAACUACUAGGUACCGGGCAGAACAACCUCAACACGAUGGCGAACUCGCCCAAUAUACACUAUUACAACCCGGGGAUGCAGCAGUACUAUCAGAGUACCAACACCGGGUAUGAGCCGCCUGAGACUCAAAGCAAACCAGAGGCUUUCUUGCCUUACCAGAGUACUCUUAAAGGGGACGUCGGCGAGAACAUGAACAACUACAAGUCGCCGGGGAUGGAGGAACAGUACCAGCCGCAGUACCCCAACAGUACCAUCGUCUCCUCGUACAUGUCGCAGGAGGAGAGAAGCGACGUCGAUAGCGACGUGGACACCCGCGAGUUCGACAAGUACCUCAAGUUCGGUGGUACCGAGUCCAAUAUGAUCGAUUCGAAUCACAACUACCACAGGAACGACUUGAGUUCGAACGUGACUUACAACUUCCAAGCCCAACAUACGUCUGUGAUUUUGCCCAAUACCAGUGUGAAGCCGGAACCUUUGCUGGGUCACUACCCAGAAGUGUACGACAUCGGCCAGAAUGGCGUGGUGACUAAGAACGAUGAUGAUUUUAGUGAGAUUCUGGCGGACGUGCGGAAAACGUGCUAUAGUAGCUGAUUUUGUGCAAUCUUUGUUGUUAUUCGAAUUGUUGUUAUGGCCAGUGCGAUUGUUAGCUCCGGAUGACGUCAAACAGAUAAUGUAACCUGAAAAUUUCGGUUUUAGGUAAAUUCUCCGGUACACAGAGUUGUUUGCUCUUCCAUUCGGAUUAGGUUGAAUUUACGAUUUUGUAAUAAGUUUAGUGGUGUGCAAACAGGUUUUAAAUACUCCGACAAGAUCUUGGCAUCUGGAGAGUGCCUUUUGAUAUUAAGCACAGAGAUGUAAAUCGCUAUUUUUAGUGUAAAUUAUUGUAUACAUAGCGUACAUAGAGAGUUAUAUGUUUUGUACAAUAUUUAAGACUGGCUAUUUUUGUAACGUCGAGACAAUAAAUAAACAAUGACAAUUACCGCGAGACACGUCACUAUUAUUAUGAAAAUUUUAUCUCAGUGUGUUUUACCAAUAUUUGUUCACUUAAAUAGGAUAUAGUUGUAAGCUGUUUAUACACCUAUUUAACUGCGACAGAGAUUUCUUACAAAAAAGAACCAAAGUUUGUAAAUUAUGUAUGAUAGUACUGUAGUUAUCGGCUAUUAAAUUGUAAAUAAUUAGUUAACGUCAUCAUUGGGAAAUAUAUCAUUAUUUAAUUAUAAA
Zophobas morio is the source of this 2840-nucleotide messenger RNA. RefSeq names its product putative transcription factor SOX-15 (gene Sox15). The transcript has 3 exons. The record is from RefSeq and is a predicted model, not a curated record. Gene Ontology annotation, biological process: cell differentiation; anatomical structure morphogenesis; regulation of DNA-templated transcription. The coding region runs from base 351 to 2213 and encodes 620 amino acids. Gene Ontology annotation, molecular function: DNA-binding transcription factor activity, RNA polymerase II-specific; RNA polymerase II cis-regulatory region sequence-specific DNA binding. NCBI's taxonomy places the organism in Eukaryota, Metazoa, Arthropoda, Insecta, Coleoptera, Tenebrionidae.